Messenger RNA from Exophiala aquamarina CBS 119918, 2829 nucleotides. RefSeq lists its product as uncharacterized. The record is from RefSeq and is a predicted model, not a curated record. Bases 1 to 2829 code for a protein of 942 amino acids. Gene Ontology annotation, molecular function: triacylglycerol lipase activity. The transcript has a single exon. Lineage: Eukaryota; Fungi; Ascomycota; Eurotiomycetes; Chaetothyriales; Herpotrichiellaceae.
AUGCACUCAACCACUGGUUCAGGUCUGUCUGGCCGCGGCUCCGCUUCAGACCAAGCCCAGCACUGGAACCAUGUCUUCGAUGGUCAUGGUGAUUUGGAUGAGAAUGGCAGAUUGUCCGGCUCAGAUCAUCCAUCCAAUCUGCAGGUCGAAACCGACGCUCUCUAUGAUCAUGACUUAAUCGGGGUGAGUAUUAGUCGACAGCAGACCCACAUGAGAUCGCCCGACACUCCUGUAGCCGAGAAAGCGCGUGCCCUGAAUGUGCCCAUCGAAUAUUUCCAAGGAACACAGCCAUUGAAUGAACAACUGAGCGAGAACAUUGAGCACAUUGAGCAACUUGGCAUCCCGCCUUCCGUUAUAAAACCACCGCCUCGACAUGUACUCCGCAGGAAAACUGUUGCUUCUAAUGAAAGGCCUGCCGAGCCAGCCUUGUCGCGAACUCCAUCCUUUACAGAACAUCCUAUGAGAUACUACGAUCAACUCGAUUCUCCAGAUCUCUCCUUCGACCGAUCAUACCCGUCGCAAAUUCGACCACCAGAUGACUCAACACAAAAGCCUCCUUCACCUUGGGAAUACAAGUUUCCACCACAGAAAUGGCGAUCGGAGAACGUCCUGAAGCGGGAGGACUCCCCUCAAGAGCAAAUCGAAGCUCCGGCCACGAUCAGACAAUCAUUGACAAGGUCCUUCCUCAGCGCUGCCGGUGGCGAGGGAAGGCGCCGCUCCUCCUCAGGCCCAACGGCUAUUUUGUCUAACUUACGAAAAUUGUUACCGGACCUUCCAUCAGCCUCCUUCAACAUGAGCUCAAUGUCUCUGGUUCUUUCAGCAACUAAAACCACUGGCUCCGAUCCAAAUACAUCACAGAACAGCCCCAUAGAGAAGUCUCGGUUUAGGUGGUCCUUACGGGAGCCACUCGAAGACGACGGUAGCCAACAAGCUCCACCCUUCCGUAGGAUCGGCUCAGAUGCAAGAUUCAAUCAGCUUGAUGGCAAUGUAGAGUCACUGCUUGAGCCUUCUAGAACAUCUUCGCUACGAAGCCGUCCUCGUUCGAAUUCAGAGAGCUCCAUUUACAUUCAACGACGGAUAUCUGGUGUAUCAGCAUAUGACGAUAUCAGCGCUUUUGCUAAUGUGGCAGAAAUGGCAAACUCUCGAUUCAAAGCUAUAACCGAUAGUUUUCAGAAUUCGACUUUGAGACUUCCAAAAAUGCCCCUCAUCCGCCCAUCGCCAAAGCGUCGGAUUAGUCCUGACAAGAUCCAAGGCCAGAGUCAGAGUCAGAGUCAGACUGGUCUCCAAGACUCCGACAACCGUAAUCGUCACCACCAAUAUACGACCCUGAAAGAUUUACGCAAUUCUCAAAAAGGAAUGGAAGUCGAAACUUCGCAACAACGAGCUCACCCAAUCUUGUCACAAGCUCUAUCAAAGUUAACCGGCGACGUCGUCAUCUUGGGGGGCUAUCGUGGCUCCAUUUUGAGAUCGGCGCAGCCACCGCACCGUCAGCUCUGGGUGCCUAUAAAGGUGGGGUUGAAUCUUCGCAAAGUUGACCUUGAAGUCGGUUUAACAAGGGAAGACGAAGAGAAAAUGGAACAGUCUAUCAUCCCAUCUGGGGUCUUGUCGCAUAUUGGCCCGAUUGAUAUCUGCCGAAGAUUACUCAAGCACUUGAACAAGUGUCCCAAUACCCGUGAAAACAAACUCCGCGUACAUGACUGGGGCUAUGACUGGCGGCUGAGCCCCGACCUUUUGAGUGAAAGACUCAUCAAGUUUCUGGAAUCACUCGAGUGCAAUCAUCCUGAAACACCGCCAGAAAUGCGUGGGGCAACAGUAGUUGCACAUAGUUUGGGUGGGAUGAUAACACGGCACGCUGUCAAUCAACGGCCCGAACUCUUUGCUGGAGUCAUAUACGCCGGGACACCGCAGAACUGUGUCAACAUUCUGGGCCCUCUCCGAAAUGGUGAUGAUGUGUUGCUUAGCUCCAGAGUGUUGACGGCGCAGGUGACGUUCACAAUCAGGACAAGUUUUGCACUUCUCCCUGACGACGGCCGAUGUUUCAUACACAAACAUACGAACGAAAGAUACGAUCUGGAUUUCUUCGAUCCUCACACCUGGGAUGAGUAUCGGUUGUCUCCAUGUAUCAGCCCACCUCUCUAUGCCGCGAACAAGGACAUCGAACGCAGAAAGUCCAUUAUUGGCGCACUUUCGGAUUCGAUCAACUCAUCCAACAAAAUAGGAUCAUGGCUCGGUGGUCAAUCCUCCGAAAGAUCAGAACCUAGACAGAACGUUGCCGCUGUUGCUCAGGCUGCCGAGGAUAGAGCUCAUGAUGCUCGCAACGGCCUGGAGGAGAAUGCAGAAGAAAUGGUAGGGCCGUCAAUGAAGCAGAAUCAACAUCGUCCCAACAUUGCCACCACUGUCACCAUCCCAAAAGAUGUUGCCCGAGAAUAUCUAGAUCGAACGCUGGCAGAAGUGCAAGUCUUCAGGCAACAACUGAGGUUCAUACCCAGUCAUCAGGAAAACAACCUUUACCCACCACUCGCAUAUAUGUUUGGGAAAACAGUACCAACUGUGUAUGGGGCAAGAGUGGCGAGCCUUGAAGCAAUUAAGUACAACGAUGCAUUUGACGAUCUCGCGUUUGCAGCCGGAGAUGGCGUUGUCCUUGCAAGUGCAGCGCAGUUGCCAGAAGGCUAUAGAUGCGUCAAGGGAGGAAGAGUCGAGACUGAUCGAGGCCAUGUAGGACUUCUGGGAGACCUGGAGGGAGUGGGCAGGUGUAUAGAAGCGGUGGUGAAUGCCAGAAGUAAAGGAGUCGGCCUAGGAAAGCAGUUUGCUCGUAAUGACAGCUACUGA